This is a messenger RNA of Erigeron canadensis, 1668 nucleotides long. Its product is annotated as probable polygalacturonase At1g80170. The transcript has 9 exons. Lineage: Eukaryota; Viridiplantae; Streptophyta; Magnoliopsida; Asterales; Asteraceae. Gene Ontology annotation, molecular function: polygalacturonase activity. Gene Ontology annotation, biological process: carbohydrate metabolic process. The coding region runs from base 25 to 1398 and encodes 457 amino acids. The record is from RefSeq and is a predicted model, not a curated record.
UGAACUUAGAAGAACCCGUAAACAAUGGGCAAAAUCGUCUUUAUUUCUACUCUUGUUUUGUUGCUGUUGGUCAAUGCAACCGUUGACAGCAGUUUAUCUGACACAUUUGAUGUGUUUGGUAAGAUUGAAAAUAUGGACCUGGAAGAUGAUGAACUAGAGUUUGUGGACUUGUCACCCUGGUCCACAAGUCAACAUGGUAGCAAGAUUCUCGUAAACGUAGAUACCUUUGGUGCAGCUGGAGAUGGAGUCUCCGACGAUACAAAGGCGUUUGAAAAUGCAUGGACACAAGCCUGUUCUGCAGCAAAAUCUGUGCUUUUGGUUCCUCCUGGUCGUACUUAUCUAGUUAAUGCAACAAGAUAUAAAGGACCUUGUGUUGGAAAGUUGAUUGUUCAGAUUGAUGGGACAAUUAUAGCACCAGAUGAACCCAAGGAAUGGGACCAGAAAAAUCCUCGGAACUGGCUUCACUUUUCUAAUCUAACUGGGGUUACUUUCCAAGGCCGUGGAGUUAUUGACGGAUCAGGCCAGAAAUGGUGGGCUGCAUCUUGCAAGAAGAACAAGACAAAUCCAUGCGUAGGAGCACCAACGGCAUUUACAAUUGAUCAAAGCUCAUCUAUAAAGGUGAGAGGUCUUACCUUCCAAAACAGCCAACAGAUGCAUUUCGUUAUCUCGCAUUGCCAAUCUGUGCGCAUCUAUAGCGUUGUAGUUUCUGCUCCUGAAGACAGUCCAAAUACUGAUGGAAUCCAUCUUACCGGAUCAACAAAUGUCGUUAUUCAAAAUAGCAAAAUUGGAACAGGUGAUGAUUGUGUGUCAAUUGUGAAUGCUAGCUCAAACAUCAAGAUGAAGAAUAUCUAUUGUGGGCCCGGUCAUGGAAUCAGCAUAGGAAGCCUGGGUAAAGAUAACUCUACAGGCAUAGUCUCAAAUGUUGUCGUCGAUACAGCAUUCCUUAAGGGCUCUACUAAUGGCCUCAGAAUUAAAACAUGGCAGGGAGGAUCCGGUUAUGUUAAAGCUGUAAAGUAUCAGAAUGUGAAAAUGGAAAACGUAGCCAACCCUAUCAUAAUUGACCAGUUCUAUUGUGAUUCACCUAAAAGUUGUCAAAACCAGACAUCGGCUGUGGAGAUAAGCCAAAUAAUGUAUCAAAACGUCACUGGAUCUUCAAAGAGUGCAGAGGCAAUGAAAUUUGCAUGCAGUGACACGGUGCCAUGCCAUAACAUAAUAUUGAAUAACAUCAACUUACAAAGGUUUGAUGGUAAAUCGGCCCAGACUUAUUGCCAUUCGGUUACAGGCAUAAACUACGGGCUAGUCCAACCUUCUGCUGACUGUUUAACUUCUUCUGACAAGUCCUUCAUUGAAGAAACAAGAGAAACUGAGUUCAACGACUCGAUCCAUACUGAGCUUUAGCUCAAACUCCUCGAGUAAUAGGCACUCUAGAGGUUAUUUUAUAUAGUAUUUGAAUUUGAAUGUUGUUUGAGGCUGUCAUGGAAAUAUGUGACACACUCGAAGAUUUACAUAUAGAUGCCAUACACUUCAUAGUUUUAUGAAAAAUCAAAAAUCUUGUAACAUAUUUAUACAACAUGAAACUAUUUUAGUAGUUUCAUCUCAUAUUGUCAUGUUUUACAAAUCAUGUGUCAUAUUUUGGUCAUAUAUGUGUAAUAAAUGGAGACAUAUUCA